Messenger RNA from Ricinus communis (castor bean), 2570 nucleotides. Its product is annotated as RNA N6-adenosine-methyltransferase mettl16. Lineage: Eukaryota; Viridiplantae; Streptophyta; Magnoliopsida; Malpighiales; Euphorbiaceae. Gene Ontology annotation, biological process: rRNA base methylation. Bases 148 to 1674 code for a protein of 508 amino acids. The record is from RefSeq and is a predicted model, not a curated record. The transcript has 11 exons. Gene Ontology annotation, cellular component: nucleus. Gene Ontology annotation, molecular function: 23S rRNA (adenine(1618)-N(6))-methyltransferase activity.
AUCAUAAUAUUUUAUUCAAUUUAGAGGGAUCAAUUCGUGUAUUUCACUGAACCUCAAGAAAAAAAAGGUAUGAAAAGCGGCGUUGUUGGUGCUGGUUUGGCCAUUUUUGUUUCGGAAUAUUGGAGCUAAUUCUGUAGUGAAAAGAAAAUGGGCAGCAAUAAUAGGAACAAGAGGAGGAAGAGGGCAACAAUCCACCCAAGAAACAAAUACGCAGAUAGCCCACCUGAUUUUGCUCUUUUGGCUUCUCUCUAUCCUUCUUUUGAGCCCUUCAUUUUCUUUUCUCGUGACGGUAGACCCAGAAUCGAUUGGACCGACUUCAACUCCACCCGAGAACUCACCCGACUCCUCCUCCUUCACGAUCAUUCCCUCAAUUGGUGGAUUCCUGAUGGACAGCUCUGCCCUACAGUUCCAAAUAGAUCAAAUUAUAUCCAUUGGGUCGAAGAUCUUCUUUCCUCUGAUAUCAUUCCAAAGACUAACAUCAAUGGAGAUACUGUUAAAGGUUUUGACAUCGGCACUGGAGCAAACUGCAUUUACCCUCUACUUGGUGCAUCUCUUUUAGGAUGGAGCUUUGUUGGAUCAGAUGUGACCGAUGUAGCCGUAGAAUGGGCAGAGAGAAAUGUUAAAAAUAAUCCACAUGUUUCUGAACUAAUUGAAGUUAGAAAGGUUACAAAUUGUCAAGGCACCCUUUCUGUUGAAGAUUCUCGUAAUGUAGAAUCUAUUAGUUGUGAAAGCAAAAUGGAUGCGGAUGGAAGUGUUAUUGAGAAGCUGGUUGAUGCAAACAAGAAAUAUCAUGGACCACCUGUACUUGUUGGUGUAAUAAAAAAUGAUGAGAAGUUUGAAUUUUGUAUGUGUAAUCCUCCAUUUUUUGAGUCCAUGGAGGAAGCAGGAUUGAACCCAAAGACUUCUUGUGGUGGCACUCCUGAAGAGAUGGUUUGUCCUGGUGGAGAAAAGGCUUUUAUUGCUCGUAUCAUUGAAGAUAGCGUAAUACUGAAGGAGUCCUUUAGGUGGUUCACUUCCAUGGUUGGGAGGAAAACAAACCUGAAAUUUCUAACUUCAAGGCUUAGGGAGGUUGGAGUCACCAUAGUAAAGACAACAGAAUUUGUCCAAGGGCAAACAUGUCGAUGGGGGCUUGCUUGGUCUUUUGUGCCACCUGCCAGGAAGAUAAUAUUACCUCAUGUGGAUGAGAAGAGCAUCAUCUCUUUCAUGCUUGAGGGACUUCAACGCCAAUUCAGUGCCAUAGACGUAUUACAAUCAGUUGAGUCCUUUUUUCGUACUACUGGAGCAUCUUGUAGAUUGAAUUCCACAUCAUUUGCUGUUGAUAUUACUGCAUCAAUGGAUCAAUGUGAUGCAAUUCUAAAGAAUGAAGCAAAAGAAUCUGAUGGAACUGCCAAUUGCGAUCCUUUGGAGGGGACAUCCAAAUCCAAUAGUUCGACUUUGCAGCACCCUCCUUUAAAUAAAUUGUGUUUUCGCAUUUUGGUUUUCCAGCAAAUCCCUGGCACCCUUUUGGUUAAAGGAUCAUUGCAACAUAAAGAUAGCCCAGUUUCAGGAGUGUUCUCUUCAGUUAUCCAUCAGUUGGAGGAAAUGUUGAGAUAUAAAUUUUGUAGAGCAAGAUCCACUCUCAACUUAAUAGGAAUAGCUAUCCUUUUACACAACUUCAGAAGAUUUCCAGAUUAACUAGACAGUAGACACUGAUCUUAAUAUCAAGAUCAAGGGAGCAUCCAUUCGUUCAAUUCACUGGUUGUACCAACUCAAUAAAGUUUGUGAUGGAAUGAAACCCUCCGUGGACGCAUGUAUCCUUUUUUUGUUUCAGCGUUAAUGAUGGAGAGUUUGACAGCCAAUGGAAAGAAGUCAAUAAUCUCGUUGUUGUUUAUCUGCUAGAUGCUAAUAUCGGAGUAUUCUCAUGUUAUCCAUCAUUUGGAGGUUAUGUUGAGAUAUAAAUUUUGUAGACGAAAGCCCACUCGGUUAAGAUUUUUCCGAUUCUUCAUAUACCAGAAUUCAGAGUAGAGAGUUGUGGACAUACUUAAGUAAAUCCUGCUUUCUGCAAAGUGGCAUUUAAUAUGCCACAUUAUUUUUUAGUCUAGUUCUUUUUGCAAUUUAAUCCAGUCAUCAUCACCAGGGCCCGCCCUUAUCAAGAUUGAUCUGCCUCGUAAGUACCAUUGAACUAGUGGGUAGUCACACUGCAUAAGGAAACUAUGUUACAUUACAAAGAAACUAACGUCUUCAGAAAAUGUGAUAAAAAUGGAGUAUAUGUGCUUCAGAAAUGAAACUUCAAAACCAAGCCUUGUUUUACAGGAAGGUCUAGUUACAAUACAAGGAUGUAUGGAUACAGAAUGGCUGUUAGUAUUAGGUUUGGUAGCUUGGCAUUUUAGGUCCACUUGGAACUUUUAGUUGAUAUGGUGGAUCAAUAUUGAUUAGGUUCUUAUCUGUAUGGUUAUAUGGAUAAAGCCAUUUUGGGUCUGGAUUUGUUUAGACAUUAUCCACUUGCAUUCUGCUUGGGGGCCAAUAGAACUGUCAGGUAUCAAAUUAUGUUUGGACAUAUGAUAUUAUUAAUGAUGUGUUGCAUUAAUUAA